Hansenula ciferrii is the source of this 1944-nucleotide messenger RNA. RefSeq names its product Siderophore iron transporter. The transcript has a single exon. Lineage: Eukaryota; Fungi; Ascomycota; Saccharomycetes; Phaffomycetales; Wickerhamomycetaceae. The coding region runs from base 1 to 1944 and encodes 647 amino acids. Gene Ontology annotation, biological process: transmembrane transport. Gene Ontology annotation, molecular function: transmembrane transporter activity. The record is from RefSeq and is a predicted model, not a curated record.
AUGGUUGAAAAUUUCGUUGAUGAGAAAAAAGUUGAUCUUCAACAAACAACUUCAUUAGAUUCACCAAAACAUAUUCAAGAUGAAAUUGAAUCCAAUGAAUCACAUCAAACUCUUGAUGAACAUGUAAUUGAUGAUAAUGCUUCUUCACUAAAUCAAAAAGUUUAUCAUUCUCGUGGUGUUCAAAGAGCUGAAAAUGUUAAAGUUUUAAUGGAUACUUCAAAACAAGGUAAAUGGUUUAGAAUUUCCUUAGCACUAUCACUAUUAAUCUGUGCUUGGGUUUAUUCAUUGGAUCGCUCAACAACAUCCAGCUAUUCCCCAUAUGCGACAUCAUCAUUUGGCCAUCAUUCUAUGAUUUCAACUCUAAAAAUUGCAACUUCAAUCAUGUCAUCAGUUUCCCAACCAAUGUUGGCGAAAUUUUCUGAUGUUACUUCAAGACCAAUCACUUAUAUCUUGGUGCUGGUGCUUUAUAUGAUGGGUUAUAUCAUUGUUGCUGCUUCCAAAACAAUCAGUGCUUAUGUUAUUGGUGAAGUAUUUGUUACAAUUGGUGGUACUGGUAUUACAUUGAUGAACUCAAUCAUUGCCGCUGACUUAACACCUUUAAAAUAUAGAGGUUUAUUAUUUGGAAUCUUGGUCUCGCCAUACUUAAUCACAACAUGGUUUGCCGGUUUAAUUGUGGAAGCUAUCUUAGGAAAAGGCAAUUGGAGAUGGGGGUAUGGUAUGUUUGCCAUUAUUAUGCCUGUUGCAAUUUCUCCAACUAUUUUCAUUAUGAUUUGGCUAGACAAUAAAGCUGCUAAGUUAGCUGAGGAGAAUAUCAAGAUAAAAGCUUCUGAAACUUUAGAAAAACCGAAAACGUUCCAUUUUAGAGAAUUAUCCACAAAUCAGAAAUUUCAGUUUUUAUGGCAACAAUCUCUUGAAAUUGAUCUUUUUGGAUUGAUAUUGAUGGGAUUCGGUUGGUCUCUUUUGUUAUUACCUUUCUCAUUGUAUCAAGGAGCUGAGAAUCAAUGGAAGAAUCCUUCAAUUAUCGCAAUGAUUGCUGUUGGUGCAAUUUUGUUAAUUCUUUAUACCAUUUAUGAGUUUUGGUUUGCUCCAUUCCCAUCAAUGCCAAAGAGAGUCUUAUUGAAUAGAACAUUCAUGACUGCUGUUUUUAUUGAUUUCUUUUAUAUGUUUGCAGGUUAUAUUAAGAUGCUUUAUUUUUCAUCCUAUGUUUGGGUUAUCAAAGAAUAUUCAUAUCAAAAUUGGACUUAUUUCAAUAAUACACUAACAAUGUCAUUAUGCUUUUUUGGUGUUGUUGUGGGUGUUAUUCAGAGAUAUACACAUAGAACCAAAUACUUACAAGUUUUCGGUCUUACUAUACAGUUAAUCUCGAUGGGUAUUACACUUUGGGCAAGAAAUGAUCAUGCAUCUACUGGUGCAUUAGUUUGGACUGAGAUUUUAUUAGGUAUUGGUGGUGCUUGUUCAAGUGUUGGUUCACAAGUUGCAUCACAAGCUUCCGUUCCUCAUCAAGAUACUGCAUUAGUCAUUUCUUUACUACUUCAGUGGUCUUCUAUUGGUGGUGCUAUUGGCUCUGCUGUUUCAAGUGCUAUAUGGCAAGGUAAAAUGCCUGGUAAUUUAAGAAAAUUUAUGCCAUCUUCUGUUUCUGAUGAAGAAGUUUUGACAUUAUUUGGUUCAAUAACUUCAAUUCGCACAUAUGCAUAUGAUUCACCAGAGAGACAAGGUGCUAUAAAAGCUUAUUUUGAUACUGCUUAUUACCUUUUUAUUGUUUCUUUAGUAGUCACUGCUAUUCCAUUUAUCGCUUCAUUGUUUCAAAAAAAUUUCUACUUGGGUGAUACACAAAAUGCUGUUGAAUUCAAAUUAUCUGAACAAAAGAGAAGAGACGAUGGUAAACCAAAACCAUUUUGGAGAAAGAUUACUGAUUUCUUAGAUGAGCCUUUUCAAAAAUCAUAG